GAUAAAGUUUACAACCAACGUCAAUGCCCACAUAAUUAACCUAUUUAUGUGGACCGCGAUAACUUGUGAUGAACUUACAGACUUUUUGUGUUUAUAUGGAACCGUCUUAUCGGAGCUACGCGUACUCAGGGUCAAAUGCGGGACCGACCCUGAUGGGAGCGAUAGAGUGCAAGGAGCGUUGGAAAAAUGUGAGAGGACGCUAUACAAAAUACAAAAAUCAGUCAAAACUGCCCUCUGGAUCAGGUGCUAAACAUAUUAAAGAAUACUACUUAGCUAGCCACCUUCGUUUUUUGGACUCUUUCGUGAGGUCACGUCCAAGCAAAAGCAACAUUAAGUCUACACAGGAGGAAGCAUGAGAGAGUGAAGAAGAAAAUCAAGAUGAGGAUAUGGAUGAAAAGUUGGAUGAAACCGAAUCUUCUGGGAAAGAUACACCAAGUACAAAAAUGCCUCCUCCACUCCUGGAACGGAACAGGAAUAGUAGUGCCAGAAAGAAAUUAAAAUCAUCAACUAUAGAUGAUGUAAACCAUUCUGCCUACAAGUAUUUUGAGGCAAAACAACAAAUGAUAGAACGGAGACAGCAGAGUACCGCUACAAGUCAGCCUGACCCCGAUAUGGCAUUUUUGCAGAGUAUUUUACCGGACAUGAAGGCAAUGGAUGACAGACAAAAACUGUACUUCAAACGGGAAAUAUUGAACCUAACCGAACAAAUACGAUAUGCGCAGCCUGAUC
Messenger RNA from Acanthoscelides obtectus, 729 nucleotides. Lineage: Eukaryota; Metazoa; Arthropoda; Insecta; Coleoptera; Chrysomelidae. The record is from the annotation of a GenBank genome assembly.